CAUACUAUAUAAAACAGAAGAAAAGACAUAAACCGCAUCUAUUUGAUCAAGAAUUAUUUUGGCCUCUCUGAAACUAAAGCCAUGUCCUUACCAGGAGCUUAUCAAACAGACUUACCUGCAGUACCGCCAUGGCUAAACAAAGGCGACAACGCGUGGCAAAUGACCGCUGCUACCCUUGUCGGCCUUCAAAGUAUGCCCGGCCUCGUCAUCCUUUACGCUAGCAUAGUAAAGAAAAAAUGGGCAGUUAACUCAGCUUUCAUGGCUCUUUACGCAUUUGCAGCUGUUCUCAUCUGUUGGGUUUUAGUUGGCUAUCGUAUCGCCUUUGGCGAUAAGCUUUUACCCUUUUGGGCAAAAGGCGCUCCUGCUUUAGGCCAAAAGUACUUAAUCGGACGUGCAAGAGUACCUGAGACAACACACUAUUAUAGCAAUGGGAAUAUUGAAUCUCCUAUGCUUGAACCUUUUUAUCCUAUGGCUGCACAUGUUUAUUUUCAUUUCACUUUUGCUGCAAUUACCAUGAUUUUAUUAGCUGGUUCUGUUCUUGGUCGUAUGAAUAUUAAAGCUUGGAUGGCUUUUGUUCCUCUUUGGCUUAUUUUUUGCUAUACGGUUGGAGCUUUUAGCCUUUGGGGUGGUGGUUUUCUUUAUCAUUGGGGUGUUAUUGAUUAUUCUGGUGGCUAUGUUAUUCAUCUCUCUGCUGGAAUUUCUGGAUUCACUGCUGCUUAUUGGGUUGGGCCAAGAUUGAAGAGUGAUAGGGAAAGGUUUCCACCAAACAAUGUGUUGCUUAUGCUUGCAGGAGCGGGGCUACUUUGGAUGGGUUGGUCAGGUUUCAAUGGAGGAGCACCUAAUGCUGCAAAUGUAGCUGCUCCUUUAGCUGUUUUAAACACAAAUAUUUCAGCAGCUACUAGUCUUCUUGUUUGGACAACCCUUGAUGUUUUUUACUUUGGCAAACCAUCAGUCAUUGGAGCUGUUCAGGGUAUGAUGACUGGCCUCGCUUGUGUAACUCCUGGAGCAGGAGUGGUGCAAGCUUGGGCAGCCAUAGUAAUGGGAAUACUUUCAGGUAGCAUUCCAUGGUUCUCAAUGAUGAUCCUCCACAAAAAGUCCACUUUUCUACAGCAGGUGGAUGAUACAUUGGCUGUGUUUCACACACACGCUGUAGCAGGACUUUUAGGCGGUUUAUUAACUGGUCUUCUAGCAGAACCAACUCUUUGUAGUAUUAUUCUUCCAGUAAGUAACACAAGGGGUGCAUUUUAUGGUGGAAGUGGUGGAAUGCUUUUCCUUAAGCAAAUAGUUGCAGCUCUCUUUAUCAUUGGUUGGAACAUAGUUGCAACGACAAUAAUACUACUCGCGAUAAGGUUGUUUAUCCCAUUAAGAAUGUCAGAUGAGCAGCUAAUGAUUGGAGAUGACGCGGUACAUGGAGAAGAAGCCUAUGCCCUUUGGGGCGAUGGCGAGAAAUAUGAUCCCACAAGACAUGGUUGGCAUGGCUCAGAUUCUCCACAAGAAACAAUACCAACUGGUAUUGUCAAUGGAGCGCGAGGAGUAACAAUUAAUUUAUAACAUGUUACAUCAAUUCUCAAACCACUCUUCCCAACAUUGGCAUUUCAUUUGGCGCCCUGAGACACAUACAUCUAUUGGUUUACACAUUACAGGAUUAUAUUUGUAUAUGGAAAUUAGUGGAAUUUUAGAGAAGGCGUCUGGUUGUGACUUGUGAGUGAAAAGUGAGUGCAAGAUAUCCUGUAAAUAUCCUUGAAAUCCCCUCAGUUUGUACAAUAUUCCUCUUUAUAGGAUAUUCAUGUUGCAGUUCUGUAGAUUUUCUGUCUUAAUGUUUCCAUUUCCUUAGCUUUGAUCUGAGUAGCUUUGGUACUUCAUUUCUUCAAUAACAAAACUUUCAGCAA
Molecule: messenger RNA, 1889 nt
Organism: Nicotiana attenuata
Lineage: Eukaryota; Viridiplantae; Streptophyta; Magnoliopsida; Solanales; Solanaceae
Product: ammonium transporter 2
Exons: 4
Coding region: 82-1551 (489 amino acids)
Biological process (GO): ammonium transmembrane transport
Cellular component (GO): plasma membrane
Molecular function (GO): ammonium channel activity
Source: RefSeq, a predicted model, not a curated record